Molecule: messenger RNA, 4591 nt
Organism: Linum trigynum
Lineage: Eukaryota; Viridiplantae; Streptophyta; Magnoliopsida; Malpighiales; Linaceae
Source: the annotation of a GenBank genome assembly
CAGCUCUGGUAAUUGCUUAUCCCUCUGUUACUUUGGAGAUGUAUGAUUCAUAGCUUCAACAAAUCGAAAUUUUGAUGUUCUUUUGAGGGUUCUCAUCAACCAAAUGGCAUUUCUUCUGAAAAUCACCCUAGCUAUUCUAAGAAAUAAUCGUCGACACUCCAGAAGGUAGAAUAGUGUAAGAAUACUGAAGAGUGUAGGUCUGCAACAAAUGGGAAAUGACAUCUGAUGACCUAGAGUUGCUUCAAUUCCUUAGCUAACAUCAACUGAGAAUGCAAAACCAAGUUUCAGAGGGGUUCAAAUCCUUCUACCAAUACCAAGAAAACACAUGAACUUCGUUACUCGACAAGAUAUGCUACUCACUAGUCACUUCUUCAAUAGGUUCACCAGUAGCACAGCAAAAUAAAGGACGCGAAAGCAAGAUGCCAAUCUCCUAAACUUGAACGCUAUGAAAGUUUCAGCGGUCAAGAACACAGAAUAAGGUUUCAGUAGUUAUCUAAACAUGAGCGAAUGAGAAACCUGGCUGCCAUUACUCUCACCAGCAGAAUUGGUUGUUGGUUCACUCAUUUCAUCUUGGCCUCUGUGAAAGAACAUGGCGGUUCACCCUUGGAUCAUACUUGCGGAACUCCAGCUUCUCCAUGACUUUCUUGGAGCUUUUCUUCUUGACAUAGAAGAACCCUGUCCCGGCUGCAGAGAUUAGCCUGAUGAACAUGAACGUCUUCUUCUUCUUGUCACCCAUUGCCUUACAUCACAUCAUACAUAAACAGAACCCAAUUAAUCAGUGAAGGACCCAAUUUAAGAAAAACCAAUAGUUCCCAACCAAACUCAGAGAUCAUCAGUUAACUAGCACGAACCCAGAAUCGCAAAGGACGAAAACCAAACAAUCCCACUGCAGCUAGAAAUCGAGAAACUCACCGCUCAAUGCAGACCAGUUCAGAUCAAGCACCAAGACUUGACCUUUCCUUCCUAACAUAGAACAAGCUUGACAGGCUAAAUAACAGUACAGGACAGGACAAAGAAACCGGGAAACCUCUCAUCAACAUGUAACUUUCAGCGGGUUUCCGCUUGGUGAAUCCCCACUCAAUUUCAGGUCAAGUACAGCUUUAGCAAGUAGGAUUCACCAAUCAUAACUUCCAAUCCAUUGAUGCAUAUCUAUCAAUUCUAUAUACCUUUCAUGUAAUAGGUUGCUCGACGAAUUACGAAAUCCACAGCCUAUAAAUUAAAACGAGAAGAAAAAUGCCCUCUUGUUCCGUAGUGAUGAAAAAGUUCCGUACCGACGGAGAGUGAGAGAGAGCCGGACGGCAAAGAAAGGACGGCGAACAGAUAACGGCCGUAGCAAAGAUUAGCCGAAGGGAAGGUGGUCUCUGGCUGAUCCCAAAACGACCGGCGGCGAGGGUUUAAGACGGAACGGGUGGGGUUCGGAGAGAGCGUAUGCAAAUGAAACGCUUGGACCUGGUCGAGAUGAAUGGGAUUUUUUUUCCCGAAAUAUUUUAAAAGAAAAAUACAAAAAUACCAUUCAAUCUAGAAAAUUUUCAAAUAUACCACCAUUCUGGUUCGUUCUGUGUAAAAAUUUAUAGAUCCAAUUGAAAAAAAUCUCAUUUUGUAAAACACAAUGAACUCAUUCCAUUCGUGUACAAAAAUUGUUAGUCACAUCAGCAAAAAAAUGACGCCGUUAACGGUGACUAACGGAAGGUAACAGAGAGUGACUAAAGUUGAACAGUUUAACUAAUCUUAAUGACAACGAAUAGAUUUAAAUAUUUCUAGUGACCAAACGUUAAUGUUUUUAGCAAUCUCAAUGAUCAACCUUGCAAUUUAACCUCGUAUAAGCAUUGUUAUUCGACGCCCUAAAACAUCUUAUUCGUCGCCCUAAUAUUUACUAAAAUGACUUAAAUAGCUUAAUGUAGUCUUUAUUUUUCAAAAACACAUAAAUACUAGGGUAAUGUCUAUUUUUUAUCCAAACCUUUUUCAGAUUCUUUUAUAUUAUCCAAACCUAUCGAAAUUAUAAGAAUUAGCCAAAUGUUAACUUCGAGUUAGUAAUUUUGUUAGUAAUAUUGACUUGACAACAUGAUAUUAACUUGAAAGAGACUCAUGAAUGUCAACAUUCCAAAAUUUUAAUAUAUUAACUUUGAUAUUUUGAUACGAAAGAUUUGGAUAAUUAAUAGAAGUUUAAUAUGUUUAGAUAAUAUAAAAGAAUCUAAAAAACAUUUAGAUAAAAAAUAGAGAUUACCCUGAAAAAGCCCCUAAAAACUAAAACAAACACAAACAAAUAUACCCAAUAACAAAAAAUAAUCAAAUAUAAAAUAUAAUCAAAUAAGCAUUCCAUUUCCACCUCACAAUAAAAAAAUAAAGAAUUAAUUGAAAACCAAAAUGAGAUUCUCUCCAAUCUCCAUCGUAGGUCGGCCACAAAACCCUCCAUCCCGCCAUAGUACGUCGGAGCUCGGCCACCGAGCUUCGCCCACUCUUCACUGAUCGGACAUCGCCUGCCGUGACCCAUCGUCGCGUCCUCUCUCUCUCUCUCUCUCUCUCUCUCUCUCUCCCCGGAUAUGGAUUGAAGCGCCGUCAUGUUCUCCCACCCUUGAAGCGUCGGUGUCCCAUAACCUUCUUCGAUUUCCCUCCAGUCAUCUCAGCACGCCGCAGGAGACGCUAUCCAGCGUCGAAUUCCAACUCAUGUGGCUCAGAAACCUCAAAUCGCUGGGUGUGUCAACACCUCUUCCUGCCUGCACCAGCUCGCCAGAAGCCCUCUGCCUUCCGUCUCCUACACACGAACUCCGCGGGAAGCAUCCUUUGUCGGCGGUCUGGCGGAAUGGGAGCGACGGCAGAUUGGGGGAACAACAGCUGCCGGAAUUUGGUUGGUCGGUGGGACGAGGCAAGAAGUUAAGAUUGGGGUAAUUAGCAUAAAUGGUCACAAACCUUUGCACUUAGUACAAAACAGUCACAAACCUUUAAUUUGUAACUAUUUGAUAACAAAACUUUUUACUUAGAACAAAACGGUCACAAAUUAAACAGUGUGACCAUUUCAUACCAGUUCGAACUUUUGUUACCGUGUCGUUGCAAAUUAGACUUUUGGUGACCGUUUUGUACAAAUUAAGUUCAAAAGUUUGAACGAUCAAUCAUCGUUACAAUUCGCUCUAGUUGUAUGGUGGUUUUGUUAAUGUAUGUGAAUGAUAUGAUCGUCAUAAAAGAUGACAAUGAAAGAACUCAAUGGCUCACAAACGGGUUCCAGACUGCUUUUUAGUUGAAAAAACUCUGUCUACUUUCUUACUUUCUUGGUAUCGAAAUUGAAAGGUCAACUGAGGGCAUUCUUAUUCGGCAAAGCAAAUAUGUCGAUGAACACAUGACCUGACAUCUUAUAUGUCGUUCAAGUGGUUAGUGUCAUAUACUUAACGAACAAACUACCUUACCUCAAAACAUGACAAACAUUUAAUUUGUAACGAUUCGGUAACAAACCUUUGCACUUAAAACAAAACGGUCACAAAUUAAAUAGCGGUGACCAUUUUAUAUAAUUUCAAAGUUUUGUUACCGUAUUGUUACAAAUUAAAGGUUUGUGACCGUUUUGUACUAAGUGCAAAGGUUUGUUACCAUUUAUGCUAAUUACCCGCUGCGAAUUGAAAUUGGGCACAAGGGCACAAACGUCAAUUUAUUAGAAUUAGGGCGGAAAAAUUUUAAUUUUUUGGCAAAAUACACUUGUAUAGCCAUAACUUUCACGUUUUUGACAAAUAUAGCCAUUUCUAUUUGAAAACCACAAAUAGCCAUUUCCGUCCAUCCUUUUAACGGUGUCAUCUAACAUGCUGACUAGACUAACAGAAAAGCUGACGUGGAGACAUUUCAUCAAUAACCAUUCCACGUGAAUAUAAGAAUGGAAACAAAAAUCAAAUAUAAAAAAUUUAAUGAAACCAUUCUCAAUUUCUUCCAAUCUUCGUGCACUGCUCACUCUGCCCAUCUUCGUCUUCUUCCUUCCUCCACUUUGCCAUUUUUUGAAACCAAAUUUCAAUCAAACACCCUAAUCAACUCCAAACCCAUCUCAGCCACCGUAAAUCCGCCACCCUCUAAACCCCUAACUCCUCACACCGCAGAGAAGAAGUAGGUUCCUCGCGGCGGAGCUUCUCCUUUCACGCCCGAGACAGAGUCUCGCCACCGCGGGCCGAGCCAAGAUGAGCCUAGGUUGGGUGAAGACGAUUGAUGAUUACCCAACUCCUCUGCCGAUGGCGUCAGCCCCAUUCCAAAAUCCCCAUCUUUCGCCAGAUCUGGAAUCUCGAUUUCCUAUGUCCUUGAAUUACGAUUUUCUUCGUUCUUGAAUCUGCCUAGAGGAAGAAGCGGACUCGCAAAAGCAAUGAUAGCGGCGGAGGCGGAGAAAAUGGGUGAUCAUUGAGGAGCGUGAAAAUCGGCGCCGGUGAUGAAAUUAUCCCGGUGGGGGUGUGCGGUGGAGGAGCAGAGGUGGGAGGAAGGGGAAGGGGGAAGGUCGCAGGUGUGGUUUUGAGUCGUCUCCUCACCGCUACUCCAAGAAGCCCCUGAACGCGAGCUUCCAGUUCAUCAAUGGUGCUUGCGGGAAGAAGAAGCAGAGGAAACGAAAAUCUAAUAGAUCUCUCAAACCACC